UGAUAAAACGAUUGUAUGAUUUGAUCAGGCUUGGAUGAGUUCAAUGAAUUCAGUCUCAUAUCUUUUAUCUAAUACGAAUAGGAGGUUCAGAACUGCCAGAUUUCUUAAACAGUGCACAACAUCAUUCCGUACAUCAGUAAUAGACUUGAUUUUUAACUCAUUUUACGAUGUCUUGCACCAUCGUUUUGCAAAAUUUCGAUGGCUCGUAUUAUCCUGGGAGCUCUAUAUCUGGAUAUGUGGUUUGCACGUUUGUAAAUGAAAAAAAGAUCAGAGGUGUUAGAGUCAAGUUACGUGGUACAGAACAAACAUCUUGGUGGGAACGAGAAAGUUACUGGGAUAGUAGACAGAAAAAAACGAGCUAUAAGAAUGUACAUUAUACUGGGAAAAACAAGUUUUUAUCUGAAACGUUGAUAUUAUUCGGAAAAGGAACUAUGAAUCCCGGUAGAUAUGAAUACCCAUUUACUUUCAUUUUACCAAGAAACCUGCCUGAGACGUUCAAAGGAAUUCAUGGAUACAUCAUAUAUUACAUCAAAGCCAAUGUUGACAUACCAUUUGCUAUCGAUUAUGAAGAUGAAAAAAUGUUUGAUGUACCGGCACCAAUAGACUUCAACGAUAUCAAAUCCCAACUAGCACUGGCCCCAUCGUCGUAUCAAGAUGAGAAAACAGUAUGCUGCUGCUGUUGUGCUGAUGGACCCAUUACUCUUGAUGUACAUUUACAGAAAGAAGCAUUUGUGGUAGGAGAGAAUGCCAAAAUCGUGAUUGACGUGAAAAACUUUUCGAAUAAAAAUAUAGACAGAAUACUUUUAACUUUGAAGACGGUAAUCACAUAUACUACGACCAGUCCCAGCAGACAUCAUAAAUACUUCAGUGAAGUUUUGGCUUCAACUUCUGCUGGUGGAGUAGGAGCCCACGGGCAGAGCAUGCUUGAACUGGCUUUCGAAAUACCAACAUCAGCAACAGUAUUCAAUUUCAACCGAUGCACUCUGUUUCAACAGUCGUUUACACUUGAAGUUAAAGCUGAAUUACCAGGUUUACAUCUCAACAUGAACAUCAAAAUUGGGCUUGUAAUAGGACACAUACCCAUCAGAGGUGUGCAAAUUCAACCGUUUCAUCAUAUUUUGUACCCUUCAUCAGCGAUUCGAAAUGACCUACCUCCACCAUACCCUCUUCAAAACGCAACCGCACCUCAAGAGGAUUUUUCACCAACUGCCCCAGUUGAGCAGUGAUUCACGCCGUUAGAAGGAUGGGGUGUCCAUUUCUCUUGAAUACAUCUUCCAAAAAGAGUUACAUGCCAUUGUAGGAUAUUGUUAUUUGACACUGUUCCAGGAUGAAAAUAGUAAUUCAGCAAACUGAAAAAAUAUGAUUAGUUAUAAGUUAGCUAUACAUUUUUAGACAAUUAUAUUAUGUUUGAAAUUGACUUUUAUUUUUGCGUUUUCAACUAUUUGUUUAAGAAGUUCCUGUUAACAGUUAUUUCAAUUUAUGAAGAAGAAUUUCCACAUAUAUCAUGUGGUUUUUCCCUCAUAGGGCAUUCCAUUAUGAAUAUUUUAUCAUUAAUGAUUAUAGUAAUAUAAUAUUAUAUAAUAUUUGAUGAUGAUUUUCAAUUUUUCAAAAUAUAAAAUAUAUAUUUGUGA
Molecule: messenger RNA, 1631 nt
Organism: Leptinotarsa decemlineata (Colorado potato beetle)
Lineage: Eukaryota; Metazoa; Arthropoda; Insecta; Coleoptera; Chrysomelidae
Product: arrestin domain-containing protein 3
Biological process (GO): protein transport
Cellular component (GO): cytoplasm
Source: RefSeq, a predicted model, not a curated record